AGAGAAAGGAGCUUCUGAAAGUCUGACUGAGGAGAAGGAGAAGAAGAAGCAGCUCUCGGAGUAGCACUGGAGGAGAGAAACUGGAGGAAGGAGAGACGAGAAAAGGAAACAAGACGGACGGAGAAAGAGGAAAAUAGCAAUGUGACUGUGAAGGAGGUGAUUCAGAGGAGGAGAGAGAAAUCAGGCAACAAGAGGAGGAGAAUUAAGAAGUGACUGCAGAUGUUGACUUGCACGUGAGGAGGAGAAAAAGAAAGGAGAGCUGAUGUGACUGUGGGGUUUAAAACAGGGCGACGUGGAGGAAGAGGAGCAGCAGAUGUUUGCAGAGAGAGUCAACUGAAACGCUCGAGCUGUGUUUGAGAAGCAGAUCAGGUCCUGAUGAUGGGCUGCUGUCUGUUUGUUUACUAUCGGAAGAAGAGGAAGCAGGCAAGCAGAGAUGCAGACUCCCUCAGUCUCUGCAGUCUGGACAUCAACGAGCCCAGCACCAAGCGCAGUAAACCUGUAUCCAGGGUGACGUCUCUGGCCAGCCUGCUGCCGCCCGUCAAGACCGCACCGCUGAAGAGGAUCGGUCAGACGCUGCAGCGCUCCAUCAGUUUUCGUUAUGAGAGUCGGACGGAGAGAGCCGCUCCUCCUCCUCCUCCUCCACCCUCCUCUUCGACGAUGAAGACGCGCGUUAUCUCAGCGACUGUCUCCAACCCUUCCUCCUCCAUGACAGCGACGCGGGGUUCCAUGGCAACAGCCCCAGCCGCCAAGCGCCGGGACAGCAAGCUUUGGAGCGAGACGUUUGACGUCCGACUGGGGGCGACACAACCUCUGAGUCCAAAAGAGAUAAAACGACAGGAGGCGAUAUUUGAGUUGGCUCAGGGCGAGCAAGACUUGGUGGAGGAUCUCAAGUUGGCUAAGAAGGCCUACCAUGACCCGAUGCUGAAGCUGUCAAUCAUGACUGAGCAGGAACUCAACCAGAUCUUUGGUACUCUGGACUCGCUGAUACCCCUGCAUGAAGACCUGCUGAGUCGCCUCAGAGACGCCAGAAAACCUGACGGGUCAACAGAGCAUGUGGGACACAUCCUGACUGACUGGCUGCCCUGUCUGUCCUCCUACACCCCGUACUGCAGUAACCAGGUGAAGGCCAAGGCCUUGUUGGACCAGAAGAAGCAGGACCGGCGGGUCCAGGACUUUUUGCAGCGCUGUCUCCAGUCGCCCUUCAGCAGGAAGUUGGACCUGUGGAACUUCCUGGACAUUCCCCGCAGCCGACUGGUGAAAUACCCACUGCUGCUCAGGGAGAUCCUGAAGCACACACCCAAUGACCACCCGGACCGGCAGCACCUGGACGAGGCGAUGCUGAUGGUUCAGAGCGUGGUGGCGGACAUCAACAGGCGGACGGGGGAGUCAGAGUGUCAGUACUACAAAGACCGUCUGUUGUACAUGGAGGACGGACAGAGGGACGAACUCAUCGACCAGUCCAGGACCCUCAGCUGCCAUGGAGAACUGAAGAACAACCGAGGACUCAAGCUCCAUGUCUUUCUGUUCCAGGACGUCCUGGUCAUCACCAGGUCGGUCUCGCUGAACGACCAGCCAGUCAGCUAUCAGCUCUGCCGCCAGCCAAUACCCAUCCGGCAGCUGGACCUGGAGGACCUAUCAGAUGGAGAGAUGAGAGUGGGCGGGUCCAUCAGAGGGGCCUUCAGCAACAACGAGCGCACAAAGAACUUCUUCCGGGUUUCGCACCGUACCGGAGGUCAGCUGCAGAGCCACUUCUUCCAGGCCAGCGACGCCUUCAACAAACAACAAUGGAUAAACUGCAUCAGACAAGCCAAGGAAGCCGCAGCACUGACUGGAGACCUGCCACCACUGACAGGACCGUGUCUGGAGAAAGAGCUGGGUGGACAGAAAGGGACACUUGAUGGGACAGCACUGAGUUUGCGAAGUGAUUCAGGAAUUGAAGAUGAGAAAGGGAUGUGGGGGGAGAUGGAGACAGGGCUGUGUUUGGAAGGACAGGAGGGUCUGAGUGGAGGUCAAGAUCUAAGUUCAGGUAAAGAGGCUGAGGUGGGUUUGACUCAGGAGACAAUGACGGGUAGGGAGAUGGAGACAGGUUUGGCUGUGGAUGGUGGGACAGGUUUUGAAUUACAUGGAGAAACAGGGAUGGACAGUCAGACGAGGGUGACAAUCAGUGGGACAGAGACGGGGGAGAUGGAGACAGGGCAGGGUCUCUGUGAUGAGAUGGGGGCAGAGCUGGGAGCCAGAGCAGACUGGAAGAUGGAUGGAGAAGGAGGAGGAGGAGGAGUAGAAAGAGAGACUCUCAGCAGAGAUGGUAAUGAUGUUCCAACCUCCCCCCUCUCCCCUGCUUCUCCCACUCAAGAGGAGGAGGUGAUAGAGGGGGGGUGGAGAGGCGCUAAGGAGGAGGAGGGCUGCAUGGACACAAAUGAGGUUGACUUACUGGAGGGCGAGGAUCUGUCCCUUAGGUGCUGAUACUAGGACCAAACAAAAAAAAAACUGACACUGCAUCCAAUCAAAGCUGGGAUGAUGAUGAUGAUGUCACUUACAACAAUCACUUGAACUUGUUAAGAAACAUUAAACAGUGUGUUCUAGAACACUGUAACUGCUGUACCCUGACUGCUGGUAACCACGGUAACCACUGCGUUCUAGAAUGCCACAACAACCAUCACCCCUACACUCUGGAACACUGGCCCCAUGUAGCUGUACUAAUGGCAUGAAUGCUAUUAAGAGAACUGGACACCAAUGGUGCCCCAUUCAUUCCAAUGAAAGUUAUUCAGCAUGAACAUACUGCAAAAAAAACGUUUUUCGGGCUUCCUCAGGCUUUCCUCUGCAACUUCCACAUUUUGGAGUUUUGUGAUGCUCAGCAAAAUGUAUUUAUGAUUUUACUGCCUUUUGAAAUUAUGUAUUUGUAUGGGGCAAAUUAUUUGUGGGCCAGUGGCUGUCACAUGACCUGCAGUUCCAACUGCGGCCACAACGCCAAAAGUCACCUCACAGCCCAACACUAUUUUUCGGAGCUUGAGCUUUACUCAUGUUACUGUGACUACUGCUGUAUCCCACAUCCCACACACCAUGUUACACUUCACCAGAUUAGACGGUGCAAGAGUGAAACUAUUUCCUGGCUUGUUUUAUUCUAGUUUACUUUAUCCUGAAUUUAUUUCUUCAUAGUUAACAUUUGCUCACUUACUUAUAUUUUGCACUAGACCAGCCUUUGGACAAACUCUAUGUUGCUGCCUAUAGUCUUCACCUUUCUAUUUGGACUGUUAAAGUUUCCCAGUGGAGUUUGUGUCACUACUGGCACUAAGAACAGGAGCCCUAUACUAACAUGCACACAAAGAUGUACAUGUACAUGCAGGUGCUCACCUAUUAUGCAAUACACCUUCCCACUAAUGGUUUCAAGCUGUUGGCACUAAUAGCUAAUGCCAGUAACAAUGCCCAGGAAGAGGAAAGAAAUGUAUUCAACACAUUUGUUAGACCUCAAGAAAAACCACAAUGUGUUUAGGUGAGAAACAAGAUAACUUGUUUGUUUACAUAAAGACUCCACAGGGCACCUUUAAAGAAACACUGCCAAUAGUUUUUAAAUUAACGAGCAGAAAAGACACACCCCAUAUAAACUUCUGCUAUGUGCUAAUUCAACACUAAUAUUUUCAGAAAAACCUCUACCACAGAUCUGCUGAUGUCAGCAUCAUCCUCAGCUAAUACAUGCAAAAGGUAAAGCCGAUCACAAAAGUCAGAAUUCAAGUCAAAAGCUUUUUGCAUUUAAAACACUAUGAGUGAAUUAUAAUGAAUCGUGUGUAGCUAACUACCACUAAACGCUAACUUACCAUCUCUGUUGUAGAGAUUUAGCAAAUACAAAGAGGCAGAAAAAGUGCGACAUUAGUCGUGGUAAGGAACACUUACCUUCCAUAGCUUUCAAAGAACAAUUACAAAUAAUCAAACUUGUAUCUCCAAUUAUAGGGAUUUUUAUUUUCAUCAGUUAAUCAGUUGAAAGAUUACUUCUUUUUUUUUGCAAAUUUCUUGUUCUGUUUCUAAAACUCUGUUCAUCAUGUCUUAUAAUCACUUGUAAUGUCUGGAAACACUGGAGAAGACAGAGCCAGUUCUCAUGGCACAUCACAGUAACAAGUUACUCAUUAUUAGCUGAUCUAUGAGUCUAAAUUUGCAACCAUUUGUAAAUGUGAAUGUUCUCCUAUGAAUAAUGUUCAUGUGUAAGUGCUCUCCAGCAGAAAAUACAUUUUAAGUGAAAAGUGAUGCAGGUCCAGGUUGCAAUGAUUACAGUACGUGUGAUGGCGAUGCUCAGUGAAUUUCAGUGUAGGGGUGAGUGAGGUAAGAGUGUGGAGGUUGUAUAGGUUUUUGCCCCUUACACAGCAUUAAGUCCCAUCUCUGACCGUGACUAUUUUAUCAAACCACGACUAUGAUGUUUCUGUAAAAGAGCUUUAAUUGCCUAAUGCCUCAAACAUGCAUUAAAUAUUUUUGAUAUUAUAUUGAUGUGAAAGAGUGUAAGUGUUUAGGAUUUUGGACCCACUGACCUUUUUAGCCUCUUUUAGCUCCUAGAUUUGUUUUACAGCAAACUUAUUUCAUAGUUCAGUUUUUGUGUUUCCAGCUGCAGCAGGCAGCGUUUUUCAUACACCCAUUGUAAACUACCUGACCAGCACCAAAUGACAGACAGGCAACAUUGGUAACUUGCUGGUGGAGACCAAACCAAAGCGAAGAGUGAAUAUUGGCCUUACAUUCAACAGUGGGAUGAUCGUAUUGCUGUGUGUGCUGAUACAUGCAAGUUUAUCAGUUGUCUGUUAGUGAUAGCAGCAUGAUCAAGUGAGCUGGUGGUGGCUGUGUAUCUGUCAGUUGUUUGAUGUUUCUCCAUGUAGAGGCCAAAAAUUAAUUAAUGCAGUGUUUAAAAGGGAAGGAAGUUACGCAGGAACACUGCUGAAAAUAAAAAAAAUAAAUAAAUGUUGGAAAUGAAUAUUUUGCAAGCGUAGACUCUAGAAAUACUCUUAAAGCAAAACCUUAAGCUAUCGGCACAGUAUAACCUUUCCUUGUGAAUGAAUGUGAUUGUAGCAUGUAGUCGGGUAGUAUUCCAAAUACAUUAAUUGAAUCUUCGGUGGAUUUUCCGUUUUGAACAUCGAUCCCUACCACAAAAUUCUAUAAAAUUACUAAGUUACUACGAAGCUGCUGCAGCUUGGUGGCAAUCAGAGUCCUGAGGGAGGAGCCUGUUGUGUAUGUACUGUAUGUAAAGAAUGUAUAUGAAGUCUGUCUGUAUAUGAAUGUAGGAACAAAGCCAAGCAUGACUGUUUGUUAUAUAUGUCCUUACAACACAUGAAAUAUGACUUACAAUGUCCAGACAAUCAGUUUGAUAUUAUAAAUGACCACUGUCAGGAUAGUUGUGAUGGUGAUGAGGGUGGAUGAAGUUUACCACAGUGGUUAAGUUACCAGACAACUACCAAACUUUUAAAAGCAGGUUAUUUACACAUCUCAGAGAGGACUAAAGAUACACAGACAAUACUUGUGCACUAAUGUGUGGAUUGUCACAAGACCAAAGCAUCAAUAAAUUGUUUUAAAAAGAAGCCUCACUGAAUGGAUGGUUAUUGGUGAUUGCAAAGAAAAUACUGCCAUGUUUAAAUAAAGACAAAUACAAAAUUUGAAACGCUUUUGUCUUUUAGAAUGAGUGCAUACAAGUGCAAUCAACAGUUAUAAACAUACAGCCCUAGGCAAUUAAUGUGGAUUGUAAAAAGGAGUGGACUUAAAACUCAACCCUGAGAAAUACCCCAACUGUUGUUAAAGACACCUGUGUGCACAAUGUCAACUAUGACACACUUUAAAUCUGUUGCUCAGGCAAUGUCCUGACUAGUGACAGGUACUGUUAAUAAAGCUAGUUUCUCCGAGGAAGAAGAAUGUAAGAAACUGUUUGCCUUAACGUAAAUAGUGCAACAGGUCAGAAAACACAUUGGCAAUGAUUUAAAACACAAUAUUUGGUGAGAACAGCCUUAGAGUUGUGCACUGUAUUAAGGAAUCGAAUAUAUUUGCAUGACAAAUGGAAAGUGGAGGGUAAUACCUGCCAUUAUCUAAGUAUAUAUAGAGAGUCCUGCUUUUGCCUGGAAAAGAAAAAAAAAACCCUAGGAAUAACAGAAUUAAAAAUACCGAUGGUAAGCCAAAAUUACUCCAAAUCCUAACUUUCUGAGUACAAAUUCUGGAAUUUUCAAAAUCUAAAUUAUGAAAAUUCAAAAUUAAAGAAAGAAAUCAAAGCUGAAUCUCAAAGGAGGAAGGCAGGCAACUGCCCAGAGGCCCCCAAGGCCCCUGGUUACUCCAUAUUAUUUGGGUCUACAUCAUUUUAUUACUCAAAAAUUUGUUAGAAAUGUGUG
This is a messenger RNA of Seriola dumerili (greater amberjack), 6344 nucleotides long. RefSeq names its product Rho guanine nucleotide exchange factor 3 (gene arhgef3). Bases 376 to 2463 code for a protein of 695 amino acids. The record is from RefSeq and is a predicted model, not a curated record. Gene Ontology annotation, molecular function: guanyl-nucleotide exchange factor activity. NCBI's taxonomy places the organism in Eukaryota, Metazoa, Chordata, Actinopteri, Carangiformes, Carangidae. The transcript is spliced from 11 exons. Gene Ontology annotation, biological process: intracellular signal transduction; positive regulation of Rho protein signal transduction.